ACAAUAGGCCCAGCUCCAGGAUGAACUCCUACUUAGACUAUCCUGUGUGCAACAGAGGAGCAAAUAUCUUCAGUGCCAAGGCCGGAUAUCACAAUUUGAACCAUGGAUACAUGUCGUCCAACUCGUGCGCAACAAGUGAUAGUUACGCACCGGACGGUCGCUUAGUUGCUGCAACUUCAGCCCCACACCAAACCCCGAGUCUGCCUCUGCACCACCAGACGCACGUCAACUUGGAUCUGCAGUUUGGAACACCGGGGAACUCCAUGUACGGCUCAGCUCUGGAGUACGGACAUCACCAGUACGGCCUCGCACCCGAACAGGACCGGAGCUACAUACACGCGCAAGUUUCACCACUUGGAACAAACAUGGCUCCCUACACCGGGGACAGCUGUGGGCCUGGAGUUGCAACCGGCAGCCAGUAUCUACAUUUUGGCAACGGGGAUCAGAGUAGGCUUCAAGAAUAUCCAGAGAGUGUUUACACAAGGUUACCGCCACAGAGCAAGGAGAAGGAUUUGGAUCAUGUGGAGGAAACUUCAAAAACAUUCGACUGGAUGAAAGUGAAGAGGAAUCCCCCUAAAACAGCUGUCCUGUCGGAGUUCGGGGUUCCCGGCCAGCACAACGUGAUCCGAACCAACUUCACCACCAAGCAGCUGACCGAGCUGGAGAAAGAGUUCCACUUCAACAAAUACCUGACGCGGGCGCGCAGGGUGGAGGUCGCGGCCAGUCUGGAGCUCAACGAGACGCAGGUGAAAAUCUGGUUUCAGAACCGCAGGAUGAAGCAGAAGAAACGCGAGAAGCUGGGCUGCGUUUUGGUCAGCACCCCGGCACCUGUGGAGAAACUCUCUGGCACUGACACCUCUCCAAAGACGAAGGGGAAAGACUGUGAACCGUGAUGUGACUUUAAAAAAAAAAUUAAAUAUGACUGUGAGGGUCUCUCCACUUCUUCCCCCCCUCCAUCAGUCGCACCAUUCCAGAAAAGCUGUGAAAAAUGCAUGUGGACUUGUGAAGUUUAUACAGGUUAUGUCUGUGUCCGUUCUUGUGUUUGAAAGCUUCCCAUCAUAAGCCCAUGCUGUGUCAUUGUUUGCACUAUUUAUUUACAGGGUAUUUUACAACAAGUGUUGAGUUGAUUUAGCUGAAUAAAGUUUAUAAAAAAAAACGGGAAUAAAAGUGUUGCAUUUCCUGUUCAUGUGAAAAGAUGUUUGAGCUGUAACAGUGCUGAUAAUCCAAUCAAACUUUUACUUUUGUUACAGGAGUCUUUUCUAAAAAAA
Larimichthys crocea (large yellow croaker) is the source of this 1268-nucleotide messenger RNA. RefSeq names its product homeobox B1b (gene hoxb1b). The coding region runs from base 21 to 893 and encodes 290 amino acids. The transcript is spliced from 2 exons. Gene Ontology annotation, molecular function: DNA-binding transcription factor activity, RNA polymerase II-specific; RNA polymerase II cis-regulatory region sequence-specific DNA binding. Gene Ontology annotation, cellular component: nucleus. The record is from RefSeq and is a predicted model, not a curated record. Lineage: Eukaryota; Metazoa; Chordata; Actinopteri; Sciaenidae. Gene Ontology annotation, biological process: regulation of transcription by RNA polymerase II.